AGAAGAGAAAAAAAAAGAAAGAAACAACAAAGAAAAUACAGAAAAGAAGCUCAGAAAAGUUGCAGAAACGAAGGAAAAACAACGCUACCUUCUCCAUAUUUCUUCAGUUUAUCAAAUCGAUAAUCAUCAAAAUAAAAAACGAAAAAAGGAGUGAAGAAGAAGAAGAGAAAAGGCAAAAGGCAUAAUGGGACAAGCUUUUCGCAAGCUAUUUGAUACUUUCUUCGGCAACUCUGAGAUGAGGGUUGUGAUGCUAGGGCUGGAUGCGGCUGGGAAAACAACUAUAUUGUACAAGCUGCAUAUAGGAGAAGUUCUGUCUACAGUUCCUACUAUUGGUUUCAAUGUAGAAAAAGUGCAGUACAAGAAUGUGGUUUUUACUGUGUGGGACGUUGGAGGACAAGAGAAACUAAGACCACUUUGGAGGCAUUAUUUCAAUAACACAGAUGGACUGAUUUAUGUCGUUGACUCUUUGGAUCGAGAGAGAAUCGGAAAGGCAAAGCAAGAGUUUCAGGCGAUCAUUGGAGAUCCAUUUAUGCUUAAUGCUGUCAUCUUGGUUUUCGCUAACAAGCAGGACAUGAAAGGAGCAAUGACUCCAAUGGAAGUGUGUGAAGGCCUCGGUCUUUAUGAUCUUAAAAACCGGAAAUGGCAUAUACAAGGUGCAUGUGCUCUUAAAGGAGAUGGUCUAUAUGAGGGUCUAGACUGGUUAUCAAGCACUUUGAAAGAUCUCAAGGCCGCUGGGUACUCUUCAGUGGGGACUUCUGCCUUCUGAUUGAUCAGGCUUAGUAAGAACCUAUUUGAGGGACAAAGCUGAUUACCCUGCCGUCAGUAAAUUAAAACGCCUGAACUCACAUUGAACACUGUUACUUGUUCUUUCGGGUCUGUGCUUUUAUAUAGUGGAAUUCUGAUCUAGGGUGAAGCUUGACUUUUGAUUCUGCUGUAUCCUGAAAAUGUGGGCCUUGCAAUUGGUCUUCCCCGUAUACAAGAAUUGUGUCUGUUGAUACCUACUGUAGUAUUUUAAGUAUGUAUACUUCCACAUGAAAUAGGUGAUCAUUGAUCUCCCUAACAAGCAUGCCAAAUCGAUCCACCCUGCUUCAUGAAUAGUAUGUCCCCUUAUCACUCCGGUUUUUGCCUCUAAGCAUGUGUUCUUUUGGAACAGUGUAUCUACACUCAGAUAAUUGUCUCUCUUCCACUAAACCUUUUAGGCAUAAUCCCAUUAUGCUUUCUGAAAAGUGAAAUCAACAUUUCUCAGUUGUGUUGCAUUGAAAUGAUGUUUAUGGAAAUAUUGUGGAACUUGACUACUUGAAAGGUAUUUAAAUCUUGA
This is a messenger RNA of Solanum pennellii, 1318 nucleotides long. Its product is annotated as ADP-ribosylation factor 1-like 2. Gene Ontology annotation, biological process: vesicle-mediated transport; intracellular protein transport. Bases 185 to 766 code for a protein of 193 amino acids. Gene Ontology annotation, molecular function: GTP binding; GTPase activity. The record is from RefSeq and is a predicted model, not a curated record. The transcript has 8 exons. Lineage: Eukaryota; Viridiplantae; Streptophyta; Magnoliopsida; Solanales; Solanaceae. Gene Ontology annotation, cellular component: cytoplasm.